UCCAUCAUGGCUGCCAGUUUGUGAGCGCAGGAGAAUCGUACCUGAAACUUACCAGAGUCAUACAACUUAAUUUACAUCUGCUUAUACAUAAUGGGCUCGUCUAAAAAACAUAAAGAAAAGGAUAAGGACAGAGACCGCGAAAGAAGGAGGGAGAAAGACCGAAAACACCGUGAUCGAGACAAAGAGCGUGAGAAGGACGGAGACAGAGAAAGAAGAAGAAACGAUGAGCGACAUCGCGAGAAGCGAGCUCAUGGAUCGGAUGAAGAGACGGAGAGAGUUGAGAAGAAGAAAUCAAAGAGAGAAGAGUAUGAUGACCUCUAUGAGUACGCCAUAGAGGAAUCGGCUCGCGAAGAUCGCAGCAGUGAUGUACAGCCCAAGCAAGAGGGUGGAGAAAUUUCGUUAAGCAUCGAGGAGACUAAUAAACUGAGAAUCAAACUUGGACUAAAGCCACUUGAAGUUACUGAUUCGUCUGGAACACAGGAAGAAAAUUCAUCUUCCAAGAAAGAAGAUGUUCAUGUGCCAGCAAUCAACAUGGCAGACCAGAAAGAGACUGAAAAGUUUAAAAGGAAACUGGAAGAAAUGAAAGAAAAGAGAAGAAUUAACAAAAAGCUAGGAAAAGUGAAAAGCCUAGGAGCUGCAGACAGUGAUGAUGAUGACACUGCCAUGUCAUGGGUUCUGAAGAGUAGAAAAAAAGAGAAAGAAAAGAGUUUGGCUGAAAAAAGGGCACAACUUCUGGAAGAAAUGGAUGAAGAAUUUGGGAUAAGUGAUUUGGUGGAGGAAGAAUUUGGAUCUCACUCUAGACCAAAGAAAACGGCAUACUCCAGCCAGGAUCUCAGAGGCAUAAAAGUUGAACAUUCACAAGAACAUUUUACGGAGGGUUCCACAGUGAUCAUGACCUUAAAAGAUGCUGCUGUCCUUGAUGAAGAUGAACAAACUUUGGUAAAUGUAAAUAUUGUGGACAGAGAAAAGGCAAAUAAAAAUGUUGAACUGCGGAAAAGAAAACCAGAUUACAAACCGUAUGAUGAGUCAGAAAUUGAUGAAUAUGGCAAGGUCAAACAGAGAGGACUUUUGGAGAAAUAUGAUGAAGAAAUUGAUGGAGAAGAAAAGAAAUCUUUUGUUCUUGGUUCAGGAGGAACUUAUGACUCAACUAAGGAAAAUGAAGUUAAAAAGAUACAAGCAAAACUUAAAGCACAGAUGGUAUCGCUCGAAAUGGCGCAGCCACGGCCAGUUGCAGAAUACUAUACUCAGGAAGAAAUGGUAACAUUUAAGAAGCCAAAGAAGAAGAGAAAGAUUAAAAGGAGAGAAACUCUCAAGGCAGAUGACCUCGAGGCACUACCGGGACAAACAGAUUUGCGUAGUGAUCGAGGAUCAAGAAGUGUGAAGUCCAUACUGAAAAAUGCACACAAGAUGGAGGAGAAAGAAGAAACAGGCGACAUGAUGGAACUUGAUCCUUUGGAGCCCGAAGACGAAGAAGUUCCUAUGACUGAUACAGACAAUGCUGCUUUAGCCGAAGAUGAUGAAGCCCAGUUAGAGCUACAACUGGCACUAGAGAGGUCACGUCGUUUAAAACAGAAGAAAUCAACGAUUGGCGCAGAAAAG
Messenger RNA from Stylophora pistillata, 1599 nucleotides. Its product is annotated as U4/U6.U5 tri-snRNP-associated protein 1. Gene Ontology annotation, biological process: mRNA cis splicing, via spliceosome; maturation of 5S rRNA. Gene Ontology annotation, cellular component: U4/U6 x U5 tri-snRNP complex. The record is from RefSeq and is a predicted model, not a curated record. NCBI's taxonomy places the organism in Eukaryota, Metazoa, Cnidaria, Anthozoa, Scleractinia, Pocilloporidae.